CUUCUUCUUUGUCUCUCUCAUUCUUCUCCUUUUCUUCUUCAAACUUUUUAUUUUCAAAUUUUGAUUUCCUAAUCAAACUCUAUAAACUUUUAGUAAGAAUCUAUUUCUUCUUAUAAGUUUGAAGGUUUUGAGCUUUCAUAAUCAAGGGAAACAAAGAUUUAAGAUUUUCUUGAAGUUGUGACGAUGAUUCUGGCGAGCGGUGGAGUUGUAUGAAUAGUGUACGACACAAGUUUCUCGCGGGAUCACUCGAGUAUAUAUUAACUUUCACCAAUCCAAUCCAAUCCACACCUCAAUUUUCUCAGGAAAGUAAAUGCACCUCCGAUCUCCGCCGGAGUCCUGACAAACGGAUCUGACAUCAGCAACAUCAAGAACAAGUAGUUGCAAGAGAUUAAAAUCGUAUCUUCAAUUCUCAAAUUUAGUUUUCAGCCUCAGCUCCAGAUUUUUUCUUUAAAUCUGGACUAGAAAUUAUUCGGAGAAAUUUAAAUAUAUUUUCUCUUUCAAGAAUUGGCGAAUUUAACAAAAAUAUUACAGCGGUGGAUGGAGCUUCCUCAGCAACAACGUAUCUUUGAAGCCGAAGAAGUAUAUUUUGUACAGGAAGAAAACCAACGCAUAACUUUCUAUCGCUGUACAGUCAUUCAACUGUCCAACAAGAUCCAAGACCACCUUCUUCUCAAGGUUACCUUAAAACCCAUGAUUUUCUACAACCACUGGAGCGAAUAGGGAAGACUGCUGCAAAAGAAGAAACAGCGGCUGAGGUUUCAUCGCAUGAAAAGCCAUCACCGCCUGCACUACCACCCUCAAUGGAGCAUACCCUCCCCGGAGGAAUUGGGACUUACAGUAUUAGUCACAUUUCUAAUUAUUUCAAUCAAAAAGUUCCAAAGCCAGAGGGCAGCCCCAUAUUCACUGUCGCUCAAGCAAGUAGUAUCGAGAAAAAUGAAGAGCAUUCCAACUGCAGUUCAUAUACAGGAAGUGGAUUCACUUUGUGGGAAGAAUCUGCAAUCAACAAGGGAAAGACAGGGAAGGAGAAUGUAGGAGAAAGAUCCAACGCCGUGACAGAAGAAGCGGCAGGCAAUGUGGACCGGUGGACGACGCCGGAGAGGCCGUCUCAGUCAUCAACGAACAACCACCGCAAUAGUUUCAGCUCUCUCUCGUCCUCUCAGCCAUCAGGACAGAAGAGCCAGAGCUUUAUGGAAAUGAUAAAAUCAGCCAAAGAUAGUUCCCAGGAUGAUAAAUUAGACGAGGAGGAAGAGUUUGUUCUUAAAAAAGAGACCCCUUCGCCAAUCCGUAAAGGGGAGUUGAGAGUAAAAGUGGAUGGGAAGAGCACUGAUCAGAAGGCUAACACUCCACGUUCAAAACAUUCGGCCACUGAGCAACGGAGGAGAAGCAAAAUAAAUGACAGAUUUCAGAUGUUGCGAGAACUCAUUCCUCAUGGUGACCAAAAGAGAGACAAGGCAUCAUUCCUAUUAGAGGUUAUCGAGUAUAUUCAGUUUUUACAUGAGAAAGUACAUAAAUAUGAAGGGUCGUACCAAAGAUGGAACAAUGAACCUGCAAAAUUGGUGCCAUGGAGAAAUGGUAGCAGGAGUGUAGAAAGUUAUGUGGAUCAAUCUCGAGGCUCAAAUAGUGGUGCUGGUCCUGCAUUACUAUUUGCAGCAAAAUUAGAAGAGAAAAACAUCAACCUCUCUCCUAGCGUUCCGGGAAGUGCACAGAACCGUGUAGAAUCUGAUGUCAACUCUGCUACUACCUUCAUGGUGGAUCACUAUCCUGGAAUGACAAAUAAAGGAAUUCCCUUUCCUGUGUCACUGCAGCCAAACUUCUUCAACUGUGGCAGAAAUGGUGGUGCAGUGGCUCAACUUCCACCUAGACUGGUAUCAGAUGUUGAGAACACGGCAUCUCAACCUGAGUCCCAAUCAAAUCAAACUAGAUCAUGUACCACUGAGGGUGCUGUAGCUGUUGAUAAGCUGAAAGAACAGCAGCUGAGCAUUGAAGGUGGUACAAUUAACAUCUCAAGUGUGUACUCUCAAGGGUUGCUAAAUACUCUGACACAAGCCCUGCAGAGUUCAGGAGUAGAUUUAUCACAGGCCAGCAUCUCAGUUCAAAUCGAUCUGGGGAAACGAGCAAAUAGACAAUCAAACAUUCCGACAUCCAUUAAUAAGGAUAAUGAGGUUCCUUCUUGUAAUCAAGGAACAAUACGGCCAAGAGUAUCAAGUGGAGAGGAAUCUGAUCACGCCCUAAAGAAGCUGAAGACAAGUAAAAGCUAGGACAGGAUGACAGAGUCAUAAUAUUUUUUUUUACUUAAUUUAUUCAUUAUUUUUCUGAAACACCCUUUUUGCCAUUAAUGGGGGGUUAUUCAUGUCGUCUUCUGGAUUAUAAACUACCCAGUUGAGACCAAAGAGAUGAUUGUACAUGUUAGUUGUUUCCAGUUUGUCGGGAUGCACAGAAUUCCUGACAAACAAAUAUAUGUUUUUUUCGUUUGCCUUUUUGUGUAUUCUCUCAAACACAGCUUCCAUAUUCUAAUGUCGAGAAGCUGCUAUUUGGUUAAGGCUUUAAUAUUUACGUGAAGUUUCUAAACCAUUAAUCAUUA
Messenger RNA from Ricinus communis (castor bean), 2581 nucleotides. Its product is annotated as transcription factor BIM1. NCBI's taxonomy places the organism in Eukaryota, Viridiplantae, Streptophyta, Magnoliopsida, Malpighiales, Euphorbiaceae. Gene Ontology annotation, molecular function: protein dimerization activity; DNA-binding transcription factor activity. The record is from RefSeq and is a predicted model, not a curated record. Gene Ontology annotation, biological process: DNA-templated transcription. Bases 801 to 2258 code for a protein of 485 amino acids. The transcript has 12 exons.